AUGGCCCCCCAACUUCAUCAAAGACCUCCUUUCCGCGCCGAGCACUUGGGCUCGCUGCUUCGUCCCCAGCAGCUUCUGGACUGCAAGUCUGCCCAGGAGAAGGGCGAGGUUUCCGAUGCUAAGCUCGCCGAGGUCGAGGCCCAGGAAAUCAAGAACAUUGUCAGCGUCCAGAAGGAGCUCGGCUACCCUGCCGCGUCCGAUGGCGAGUACUGCCGCCACAUGUUCUGGGGUACCUUCUUCCCCGGUCUGGAUGGCUUCGAGGAGGUCACCGAAUUCGAACAGGACAUCUUCCGCCCCUACGCCCCCGAUAUUGCUGCUUUCCUCGAGGCUGGUCACAAGCCCGGUGAGACUGUUCUUUGCACUGGCAAGAUCAAGCACGUCGGUAGUACCUAUGUCGACCAAUUCAAGUACCUCGCCAGCCUGGUGCCCGCCGAGGAGGUCAAGAACUUGAAGAUUACUCUUGCCGCACCCAACUGGUACCACCUGCGUUACCGUGAGGGCAAGGCCUACCCCAAGGAUGUGUACAGCUCCGAUGAGGAGUACUUCGGCGACAUCGCCAAGGCCUACCAGGCUGAGCUGAAGAUCCUGUACGACGCUGGCUGCCGCAACGUGCAGUACGACGACCCCAACCUGGCCUACUUCUGCUCCGAGAAGUUCCUGAACGGAUUCAAGGAGGACUCUGCCAACGUGUACAGCGCAGAUGACAUGUUCCAGAAGUACAUCAAGCUGUACAACGACAGCUUCAUCGGCCUUCCCGAGGAUAUGCACAUCGGAGUCCACCUGUGCCGUGGAAACUUUGUCGGUAGUCGCCACUUCUCCGAGGGCGGAUACGACCGCAUCGCCAUCAAGCUCUUCCAGGAGCUGAACGUGCACACCUACUACCUCGAAUACGACACCGAGCGUGCCGGUGGCUUCGAGCCCCUCAAGCACCUCCCCACUCACAAGAACGUCAUCCUGGGUGUUGUCACCUCUAAGUUCGCCACCAUGGAGGACAAGGAGGAAAUGAAGAAGCGCGUUAUCAACGCUGCCAAGAUCAUUGCUGACGGUAACAACAUCACUCUCGAGGCUGCGCUUAACCAGGUUGGUGUCAGCCCUCAGUGUGGAUUCGCUUCCCACCGUGAGGGUAACGCUAUUGAUUGGGAUGGCAUGAUCAACAAGCUCAAGUUGGUUCGUGAGAUUGCCAACGACGUCUGGCCCGGCCAGCUUUAA
Molecule: messenger RNA, 1209 nt
Organism: Penicillium atrosanguineum
Lineage: Eukaryota; Fungi; Ascomycota; Eurotiomycetes; Eurotiales; Aspergillaceae
Product: cobalamin-independent methionine synthase II family protein
Exons: 3
Coding region: 1-1209 (402 amino acids)
Molecular function (GO): zinc ion binding; 5-methyltetrahydropteroyltriglutamate-homocysteine S-methyltransferase activity
Source: RefSeq, a predicted model, not a curated record